This is a messenger RNA of Eptesicus fuscus (big brown bat), 880 nucleotides long. RefSeq names its product DLA class II histocompatibility antigen, DR-1 beta chain-like. Gene Ontology annotation, molecular function: MHC class II protein complex binding. The record is from RefSeq and is a predicted model, not a curated record. The transcript has 5 exons. Gene Ontology annotation, biological process: immune response; peptide antigen assembly with MHC class II protein complex; immunoglobulin production involved in immunoglobulin-mediated immune response. Bases 80 to 880 code for a protein of 266 amino acids. Gene Ontology annotation, cellular component: late endosome membrane; MHC class II protein complex; lysosomal membrane. Lineage: Eukaryota; Metazoa; Chordata; Mammalia; Chiroptera; Vespertilionidae.
GCUGUGGGUGGAGAAGGGUCACAGCCCUCCCUGAGUGAGACUGGCCUGCUCCCUGCCCCUGUGCUCUCUGAGCUCCAGCAUGGUGUGCCUGCGGUUCCCCGGAGGCUCCUGGGUGGCCGCUCUGACGGUGACGCUGAUGGCACUGAGCCCUGCCCUGGCUCUGGCCAGGGACACACCAUCGCAUUUCCUGAUUCUGGGGAAGGCCGAGUGUCAUUUCUCCAAGGGGAUGGAGCGGGUGCAGUUCCUGGCCAGACAGAUCUACAACCAGGAGGAGUACGUGCUUUUCGACAGCGACGUGGGGGAGUUCCGCGCGGUGACUGAGCUGGGGUGGCCCAUCGCUGAGGAAUUGAACAGCCAGGAGGACUUCCUGGAGCGGACGCGGGGUGCGGUGAAUACCUUGUGCAGACAGAACUACAGGGCGUUUGAUGGAUUCUCGGUGCAGCGGCAAACUGCGCCCACAGUGACCGUGUUCCCGGCCAAGACCCAGCGCCUGCAGCACCACAACCUCCUGGUCUGCUCCGUGAACGGCUUCUACCCGGGCCCCAUCGAGGUCCGCUGGCUGCGGGACGGCCGGGAAGAGCAGGCCGGGGUGGUGUCCACGGGCCUGAUCCGGAACGGGGACUGGACCUUCCAGAUGCUGGUGAUGCUGGAAACAGUGCCCCGGAGCGGGGAGGUCUACACCUGCCACGUGCAGCACCCCAGCAGCUCCAGCCCCGUCACCGUGGAAUGGAGGGCCCAGUCCGGAUCCGCACAGAGCAAGGUGCUGAGUGGAGCCGGGGGCUUCGUGCUGGGGCUGCUCUUCCUCGGGGCGGGGCUGCUGGUCUCCUUCAGGGCGCGGAAAGGACACUCUGGACUUCAGCCCACAUCUAAUAAUCUUUAA